CUCCCUCUGACGCUGCUGCCCAGCCUGCGCGCCGCGCGCCUGCGAGUCCCCGGCGGCGCGCCCUCGCUGAAGCGGCAGGCGGGCUCCACGGGCGGCUGCGCGCCGCCCCAGCGCACGGGGCCUCCGGGUGGCUGCGCGCCGCCAGGUGGCCUCAGGCGCUUCUGGGGGUCUCCCGCUGCGGAUGCCUGGCCCUCGCGCUUGCCUCGGGGGGUGCGGGCUGCUGGUGCACUCGGAGGCGGCAGGGCCAGGCGGGCGCGAGUACGCCAAGUUCGGGGGGUGGUGCUGCCUCCGCUGCAAGGACUCGGGGGGCCAAGGGGACCACGGCAAGAAGUGCGAGCAGCGACAGGCCCCCGCCAACACGCCGAAGUUCGGCGAGGAGGACCUGCCGCCGCGGGAGAGCCAGAAUGUGUGUGAAUCCCCCUACUUUCCUCCUAUCUUGCUCAUAUCCAUCGCCCCUUUCGGCUCGGAUGCAGGUACUCGUACUCAGAGGGUGAAGAGGACAACUACCAUCAUCCUCAUCACGUCUACC
This is a messenger RNA of Prorocentrum cordatum, 529 nucleotides long. The record is from the annotation of a GenBank genome assembly. Lineage: Eukaryota; Dinophyceae; Prorocentrales; Prorocentraceae.